CUAAGUAAUGUAAAGCGGCGAGCAUUUGUUUAGGUGACGUGAAGAGGAACGGUUAUGGACGCUAAUGAUUCUGAAGAUGAACCUUUCGGUCAAAAAAUAGAAGAUAGUAAUGCCGUACUUAUAUUUGUACUUUGUAUUUAUAUACCAUUGGACAUUGUAAUUAUUGCCGGGAAUACAUUCGUUCUUGUAGUGAUUCGACGAACACCGAUUCUGCACAACAUUCAGUUUGAGUUACUAGCAUGUCUGGCCUUUGUUGAUCUUCUUUCUGGUAUCGUUGGUGUUCCGUUGAGUAUAUGGGGAAAUAUAACACGGCAGUCGCUAUAUCUUGUAGUUGAAGACUGUGAAUUGCAGUACAUCCCAGGCAAAAUACUCUUCGCAAUAUCGUUUCUGCAUCUGCUUUUGAUAACUGUAGAUCGAUACAUUGCAGUGAUGAAUCCUUUGAUCUACCCCAAAUUGGUCACGCGAAACAGAAUACGAAAAUGUGUGGCCGUAGCUUGGGUUGGGAAGAAGGUCGCAGAGUUGACAAAAUAGAAGUAUAAGAGACCCUAGAUCCACUGCUUUAAAUUACUUAUACGAAUUAUGGAGGAAUUACGAAUGUAGGUCCUAGGCACUUUACGUAAUAUAUUAUUUCCACAAAGAAAAACAUAUUUCUGAUACUGACGUUAAAGCAUUUAAAUGCAACGAGUGGGUUCAAGGAUUCUAAACUGUUUAUAAUAGCCCUCAGAUACUUUCUUGAUAAGGUCUUGUCCGAGAAACUAACUUUGUUACAGAAAGAAGGUGAUGGAUAAAUAUCAAGAAUACGGCAGGAAUCGUUCGUUGUUUCGAUAUCGUAGUUUUUGUUGGCAGGCCUAUCAUUGCACCAUGUUGAAUAAAGUGUAAUUAGACAGAUCAAUAGACAAGUCCAGUGGCGUAUCUAGAGGGGCGCAGGGGGGGGGGGGUGGUUGGGUUGCACGGCCCAAAAUACUCUCCCCAGUCUCCCCCAAAAAAUAUCACGCUCAAGUAGUUAAAAAAUCACCAUAAAUCACAUUAUUUAGCGAGCUUGCUCCCCUUCACCUAAUCAUCAAGUUCCCCACUUCACCUUUGCGCUCCCCAUUUCAAGAUUCAUGGUAUGCCACUGGACAAGUCGCAAAUUAUAAAAGAAAACAAGAUUAUGCUCCUGUGAUUAUUUUAGACUCAUAAGAAUACCUAAUUCAGAGAGGAACAAACUAAUUGUGCUGAUGCAAUUAUAAACGGUGCCAAGCACAGACUUAUAUAUAAUACUGUAUUAAAACAGCUAUUUAAGUUAAACUAGGGAGCAUGAUGGCUUUAAUUAAACACCUCUUGUUAAUUCCGCUUUAUCGGAAAGUUUAAUUACUUGUCUACCUCUUAAUUAUUUUACAGUUUAGAUCAGUAGUAACAUAGGUGAAACAUGGAGAAAAUAUAUAAUUAAUAAUAUAUUAAUGUAUUUUAUCAAUGGGUGAACAGAAUUUUUUUUUAAAGACGAGAGGAUGGAUGCAUUAUAACACUGCAAAGAGCAAUAAACGUCUCCCAGUGACGUCAUAGGCCUGAUGGCGUUUUACAAUAGAGGCCAGGGGCUACUUAAACACUAUUUUAUUAUAUAGGCCCCUAUACAUAAUAUAUAUAGGCCUAUA
Molecule: messenger RNA, 1631 nt
Organism: Anneissia japonica
Lineage: Eukaryota; Metazoa; Echinodermata; Crinoidea; Comatulida; Comatulidae
Product: beta-3 adrenergic receptor-like
Exons: 2
Coding region: 55-531 (158 amino acids)
Biological process (GO): G protein-coupled receptor signaling pathway
Cellular component (GO): membrane
Molecular function (GO): G protein-coupled receptor activity
Source: RefSeq, a predicted model, not a curated record